Folsomia candida is the source of this 3059-nucleotide messenger RNA. RefSeq names its product transmembrane GTPase Marf (gene Marf). The record is from RefSeq and is a predicted model, not a curated record. Bases 411 to 2780 code for a protein of 789 amino acids. Gene Ontology annotation, molecular function: GTP binding; GTPase activity. Gene Ontology annotation, biological process: mitochondrion localization; mitochondrial fusion. The transcript has 17 exons. NCBI's taxonomy places the organism in Eukaryota, Metazoa, Arthropoda, Collembola, Entomobryomorpha, Isotomidae. Gene Ontology annotation, cellular component: mitochondrial outer membrane.
GCGGGGUGAGUUAGGACUGAGGAACUGGAACUGGACUCGAACAUAGUAACUUGAAUCCAUCGCAAUUUCAUCAUUUGCGUGCGAGCGACCUUCAGCUCAACCUCCCCUUCUCUCGCCAGGCACACCCCUCACGCAGGACAUAAGCCACGCCACUACUGAUUCACACAACCACAUCAUUUCUUGUUCAUGCUUUUAUUUUACCAAUAAUUACUUAUAGUCGCCAGGUUGCGGAAUACAAACAAAUUCAAUUCUGCAACGAGGGGAGGAAGGACGCGGUGUAAUUUACACUUGUCAAAGUACAAAAAUCAGCUGUAGUUAAGUAGAUCAUGUCGGAUUUACAACUGUCCAGCUCGGACUCUGGUUUCUUGUUACGUGAGCUCUGGUCACGAAUCUAGACGUAGUUGUGAACAAUGUCGGCAUACAUUCGUUCUUUUUCGAUGAUGGAUGGACAGUCUUCGAACCAACGUCGGGGAGCUGGGGAUGCUCCUUCCCUGCUUGCGCCUAAAUCGUCAGCCUUCACUGAUUCUGAUGUGUCACCUCUGCAGAUUUUCGUACAAGCAAAAAAGAGGAUCAACGAUAUUUUUCAACAAAUCGAAGGUUAUAUCAAGGAAACUUCAGACUUUGUACAAGACAAAGUCUCGGAACAGAACCUGAUUUCGAAAGAAGAAAAUGUGACUGUCAUGGAGUACUUGAAGAAAAUAUACGGAAUUCGGGAAGUGUUAAAAAGGGAUCACAUGAAGGUGGUAUUUUUUGGAAGAACAAGUAAUGGAAAAUCUACAGUUAUUAAUGCAAUGUUGCGUGAAAAAAUUCUUCCUAGUGGAAUUGGCCACACGACAAGUUGUUUCUUACAAGUUGAAGGUGGUGAACCUGCUGAAGAGGCUUAUUUGAUUGCGGAAGGUUCAUCAGAAAGGCAAAAUGUUCAAUCCGUAGCACAAUUGGCUCAUGCGCUAUGCAAAACAAAAUUGACAGAAUCAUCCCUAGUCAAAAUAUACUGGCCAAAAGACAAGUGUCCCUUAUUGCGAGACGAUGUCGUGUUUGUGGAUUCUCCAGGAAUCGACGUGUCUCCAAAUUUGGAUGAGUGGAUUGAUAAAUAUUGCCUUGAUGCCGAUGUCUUCGUUCUAGUCUCUAAUGCAGAAUCUACUUUGAUGUUAACUGAGAAAAACUUUUUUCACAAGGUGUCGAACCAAAUUUCGAAACCAAAUAUUUUCAUUUUGAACAAUAGAUGGGAUGCUGCAGCAUCAGAAAUGGAUUUUAUGAAUGAGCCAAUUGAUGCCAGCGAGGUUCGUGCCCAGCAUAUGGAAAGGGCAUCCGAUUUUCUGGUCAACGAAUUAAAAGUUGUGACACCCAAUCAAGUUUCGGAAAGAAUAUUCUUCAUCUCUGCGAAAGAGGUUUUACAAGCCAGGCAACAGGAACUGAAAGGAUUUGCUUUACAAUCCGGUGCCAUUGCUGAAGGGUUUUCCAUCAGAUACAUGGAGUUUCAAGAUUUUGAGCGAAAAUUCGAAGAGAUUAUUUCUAAGUCUGCUGUUCAAACUAAAUUUGAACAACAUUCACAUCGUGGCCAGCAUAUUGUGUCAGAUACAAAGGAUGUUAUGAGUCAUGUGCUUAAUGCAUCACAAACGAGGAGGUCAGAAAGAAUGACGAUGAGAAAAGAACUCUGGGAUAAGCUCGACUUCACGGAUAAACAGUUGCAGCUAUUGACACACGAAAUGAAAGACAAGAUACGUCAAAUGGUGGAAGACGUAGAGUGCAAAGUAAGCAAAGCGUUGAGUGAAGAAAUUCGCAGGAUAGGAGUUCUUGUGGAUGAAUUUCCUAACCAAUUUCACGGGGAUCCUAUGGUCCUUAAUGUCUAUAAAAAAGAAUUGCACAGUUAUUGUGAGAAAGGACUUGGGCAGAAUCUUACGGCGAGAUUAAAUUCAGCAUUGGUUAUGAACAUGGAGAAUAGUCAAAAAGAAAUGACGGAGAGGAUGUCGGCACUAAUCCCUGGUGAAAAACAAGCAUUGUCACUUGCAUUUCUCCAAUCGAACAAGCGUGAACCAUUUGAAGUUCGUUAUCGUCUCAAUUGUGAUAAUUUGUGUGGGGAUUUCCGUGAAGACAUUUCUUUCAAGUUCAGUUUUGGGAUUAAAGCCAUCCUGAAGCGAGUUAUGAAUCGUAACCAAUACGGUUUUCUUGGGGGUUCUGGCUCGUGCUCAAAUGCCGUUCAGGGUGGUCCACGUGGUUUGCCCCCUCUUCCAAACCAGUCGAUAACACCUAUGACUCCAACGAAUGGUGAUGGCCCGAAUUUCUUUGCCAAUCCAGACGAUUGGGCUGUAGCUUCAAGGUUCGCUUUGGCCGCAGUUACGAGUCAAGGAACUAUGGGGGGACUUCUUGUUGCAGGAUUUCUUUUGAAGACGGUUGGCUGGAGGGUAAUUGUCGUGACUGGAGUGGUAUACGGCGGGCUGUAUAUGUAUGAAAGACUUACCUGGACAAAUAAAGCAAAGGAGAGGGAGUUCAAGAGGCAGUAUGUGGAGCAUGCCACUCAAAAGCUUCGUUUAAUUGUUGACUUAACGUCGGCCAACUGCAGCCAUCAGGUUCAGCAAGAGCUGUCUCAAACAUUUGCUCGCUUAUGUCAUUUGGUGGACGCUACAACUUCUGAGAUGGAACAGGAAAUGAAGCAAUUGGACCAGGAAAUCUCAACCCUGGAAGAACUUUCUGGCGCAUCAAAAGUUUUAAAAAACAAAGCUAACUAUCUAAUCAGCCAGUUGAACUUGUUUGAUAAAGACUACCUCGCUGAUACAUCAUGAUAUAUUUAUCGUAAAAGUAGUUAUUCUAUAAUGAACAGCACACUGUUAUCCGUAUAAUUAAUAUAUAUUAAUCCCCACUAAUUAAUCCCAUAUUAUUAUGAGCCUUCACCGUCGUCGUCUGAAAGUCCAAUCCUAGCAGUGUGUUUUAUCUUAAUAGACGACUGUAGUGCAAGAUAAGUGCCCAUUUGAAUUCACCCCUUGUUAUCUAGUGUUAAUCAUAUAUAAUGUGUCAAUUAAUAAAUAACAUUCACAAACAAUUGCAAUAAUAUUGUUACAGUA